Molecule: messenger RNA, 3039 nt
Organism: Rotaria socialis
Lineage: Eukaryota; Metazoa; Rotifera; Eurotatoria; Philodinida; Philodinidae
Source: the annotation of a GenBank genome assembly
AUGGAAAAAUAUAUGAUUAUAUCGCCGAUUGGCGAAGGCUCUUUUGCAAAAGUGUAUCGUGGUCGAGAAAAAUAUACUGGAAGAGAUGUGGCAUUAAAAUUUAUAUCAAAAUUAGGUAAAACAGAAAAGGAUUUAUAUUUUCUACGACGUGAAAUCGAUAUACUUCGCAAAAUGAAACACGAAAAUAUUGUCGACAUGAUCAAUAGUUUUGAAACAAAUAAUGAAAUAGUUGUUGUGACAGAACGUGGAUUGGCUGAUCUGUAUCAAUUAUUAGAAGACGAUGUCAGUUUACCAGAAGAAACGGUACAAAAAAUUGCUUGCCAAUUAGUAUCAGCUCUUUAUUAUUUACAUUCUCAUCGUGUGCUUCAUCGAGAUAUGAAACCACAAAAUAUAUUAAUUUUUCCUGGAGGGAAAGUAAAGCUAUGUGAUUUUGGUUUCGCUCGAAAUAUGACAAUGGAAACAAUGGUAUUAACAUCGAUUAAGGGUACUCCAUUAUAUAUGUGUCCAGAACUUGUUGAUGAAAAACCAUAUGAUCAUUCUGCCGAUUUAUGGGCACUCGGCUGUAUUUUAUACGAGGUUUAUCAUGGUAAACCACCAUUUUUUACCAACAAUGUUUUUCAUUUAAUAAAAAUGAUUGGAAAAGAAUCUGUCAAAUGGCCAAAACCAAUAAGUUCUGAUAUGCGUAACUUUUUAGAAGGUCUUCUUACAAAAGACUCAACUCAACGUUUAACGUGGCCAGACUUAUUACAACACCCAUUUGUUCGAACAGGAGUUAAAGUACCACUUUUAACGGAAUCAAUAGUGGGUCCAUUGACACAACCACCAACAGAAGAACAACGUAUUUUAAAACAGCAACAAAUAAAAGCUAAAGGGGUUUCACGAGGUCCUUCGAAGCUUCUCUCAAAAUUUAUGCCAGAUGAACAUCGAAAAGAUGCACCAAAAUCACCUGGAAGUAAAGAUAAAAAUCAAAAGAAAACAAAAAUUCCAACUUUGCAAAAUACUGAAGUUCAACCUGCUCAAUCUCGAACUGUACCACCACCCGCACCGCUUGUUGAACCAAUAAUAAAUCAAUCAACUAUUGUUGCUGAUUCUUUAGCAAGGCAAGAAGAAAAAUUUGUAUCGGCACGUGAAAAUCUUCAUUCAUCAAGAUUAACAAGUCGAACAAUCCAAGAACAAGAAAUCGAACAAUAUGCGGAGCAAAUUGAAUCGAUGUCAAAUGAACAAUUAAUGAAUUUACUUCAUCAAGAAUCAUUUUAUAAAUUAUUCGAAACAAUACAAACAACAAUAUUAUCAAACCUAUUAGAAUGUACGUUAAACGGCGCUUCAUUCUAUCGUAAUAUGAUGAAAGUCAUUAGAUUUAUUUUACAAUCCGAUAUCGAUCCACAUUUAAUUAUAUCAUUUACGAACUCCAAUAAUACACAAAAUUUAUCAUUGAAACAUCUUAAAGCUAUUUUAGAUCAUCCGACUAUUCGAAAAGAACCUUGGUUUGCUCAUGUACUCUAUGACAUAUUAAUAGUGAUACGACUUUGGUUCGAAUUAAUAACUGCUUACACUCUUCAACAAUUAGAUGAAGAACAAUGUCAAUAUUAUUUAACAAUGUCACAUGAAUUUCUUGAACUAACAUCAAUUAUAUUAAAUAUAGCACCAGCAUUAGAUUAUACAAUUUGUUGCGAAACAUUAAUGAUAUUAAUUAUUCUUUGUGAAUCGUAUGAAGACGCAUCACCAUUACUUUGCCAAGCGUGGUAUGAUCCUGUACGUAUAGAUAAAUGCCAAGUAUGGCCUGCUAUUGCUCAAUUAAUAACAACCAGUUUUAAAUCAGAAAAUUCAAAUAUAGAAAUUUACAAUGAAACAUUGAUGUAUACUAUUGCUACUAUGGCUGCUCUUACUUACCCAUCACAAUGUUUGCCAGAUGAAUUGCUUGAAGCAAAAAUUAAAGUAGCAAAUUCGCUUGCAUUAAAAUUACUGGAUUCAAAUUAUUCAGGAUUUCGUGAAGUUUGGCUAGGUCAAUUUCGUACGCCUAAGUGUAGUUCAAAUAUUCUUAAAGCGAUGUAUGGAAUGUGUUUAUCGACGCCACGUUUUAGUGCAUUGAUAUUCGAUGGAUCGUUUCUAUCAAAUGAGCUAUUUAGUUUACUUCGUGGUCAGAUUACAACAGAAGAAUCAGAUUUAGAUGAAGCAAUUGAAUUGUCCAUUCAUAUUAGUACUGUAAUAAUAAAACAAAUCGUGUUACAAUAUGAUAAUAAUACAAGAAUUGAUCUACGAGAUCAAUUGACGAUUAAAGAUGAUCGAAAAUUUGAAAAACUUCAACCAAUAACUGGUCAUAUAGCUCAAUUAGCGAUGUCAUCUCAAGUACUACCUCAACGAGCUGCUUGCGCUCUUCAUCUAGUUUAUGCUAUCGCAUGUGGUGCUAAGUUUCUUCUAAAUCCUGAAGAAUAUAUUGAUACUUUGUCGACUAUAUUUGUUCAAUCAGAAUGUGAUUUUAUUGUUCGAUUUCCAUUUCAUCAUGGCCUUCUUGAUGGUUUAAUCAUGUUAAUAUUUCAUAUUGUUCAAGUCUUUAUUGUUCGAUUUCCAUUUCAUCAUGGCCUUCUUGAUGGUUUAAUCAUGUUAAUAUUUCAUAUUGUUCAAGUCGAUCCGCAAAAAUCGGUUGGUACUUUAAUUGAUUCUGGCCUAUUCUAUAUAUUAUGGCAACAGCUUCGUGCUGCUUUUCGUUCAUUGUAUCCAAAUAGUUUAAAUGAAGAAAUAUCAAUCAUAACAACGCCUGAUUGGAUUUUAAUAUCACGUGAUGGUAUUCAUCAAUUACUUCAAUUAACAUUAGAAUUAUUUCUUCAACGUAUGCAUAAGUGUUUAAGUUUACUCAUUCAACCUGAAAGUAUCAUGUUCGAAGCGCUGAGUUUGAUGUUAAGUAAAGAACUUACUGAACAGCUUGAUGUGAAGUCUUCUUCUUCCUUAACCAACGAAGUUUUCACAUUAACAUGUAAUAUUUUUAUGUUUCCAUUUUCAAUUGAAACAAGUGAAACAUUUCUUGAACGAAUAUUAGAGUAA